AUGCAUUUCCCAGGCGCCUUCUUUCUCGCCCUGCUGCCUUCUUUGGCACUGGCACAUCCCCAUCCGGACUCAGCCCUCGAGAAACGAAGCCAAACGCUCAUUCCAACGUCCUGCUUCGACUCCACCUCUGCUCUCACCACGUUCUUCGAAUACCAUUAUCCAUGGGGACAAACUCAUAACGGAGCCGCCAUUAUGUGGAGUGGCCAUUCUCAGAUUUUGUCACCGGGAACUUUGACUCUUUGGUCAACCUAUACGGGUAGCUCCCCGUAUAGUUAUGAUUCUGGUACCGUGUACGCAAAGCAACAAUUCACUGUCGCCCAAGGUAGUGGCCUGACUUUCUCUGCCGAUUUUAUCGCCCCUGUUGCCAAAGGUACCUGGCCUGCUUUCUGGCUAACUGGCGCCAACUCGUGGCCCCCCGAGGUUGACAUCGCCGAAUGGAAAGGAAACGGAAUGAUCAACUUCAACACGUUCAACACGUCGAGUGCUGUGCAGGUGACUCAAAUUCCGUACAAUAAUCCUGGAUCCUUCCACACAAUUCGUGCUGUGCUCGAAGAUGAGAAUGGAAGUGAUGUGAGCAUUAAAUUCUACAUGGAUGGACAGCAAACAGCUCAUCAAUAUGCACAUGGCCUAGUGGGACAGCCAUUGUGGUUGAUUAUUGAUUUGCAGAUGGAGGGAAGCAGUGGCAGUCCAGGGCCGAAAUCAAAAACAAACUAUGAAAUCAAAAACCUCCAGGUCACCCAGCCUUGA
Molecule: messenger RNA, 747 nt
Organism: Talaromyces atroroseus
Lineage: Eukaryota; Fungi; Ascomycota; Eurotiomycetes; Eurotiales; Trichocomaceae
Exons: 2
Coding region: 1-747 (248 amino acids)
Biological process (GO): glucan catabolic process
Molecular function (GO): hydrolase activity, hydrolyzing O-glycosyl compounds
Source: RefSeq, a predicted model, not a curated record